Molecule: messenger RNA, 3609 nt
Organism: Neoarius graeffei (lesser salmon catfish)
Lineage: Eukaryota; Metazoa; Chordata; Actinopteri; Siluriformes; Ariidae
Gene: kctd9a
Product: potassium channel tetramerization domain containing 9a
Exons: 12
Coding region: 146-1315 (389 amino acids)
Biological process (GO): intracellular signal transduction; protein homooligomerization
Molecular function (GO): protein binding
Source: RefSeq, a predicted model, not a curated record
GAAUACAAUGUAGGUUGUUGCUGUGAGUUUUUUUUUUCUCUUUUCCUUUAAUAGGGAUGUUUGUAGUAGUGAACUCGUAUGUAGGUAAUAAAUUGUCUGUGUAUUGUAAACGCAAUAGUGUAAAUAAUUUUAUUUCGCGCAAAUAAUGCGAAGGGUUACGCUUUUUGUAAACGGGUCCUCCAAAAACGGCAAGGUUGUAGCAGUGUACGGGACUCUGUCUGAUCUCUUAUCUGUUGCCAGCAAUAAACUGGGAAUCAGGGCCACUAAUUUGUACAAUGGAAAAGGCGGCCUCAUUGACGACAUCGCCCUAAUUAGAGAUGAUGACGUGUUAUAUGUGUCAGAGGGAGAUGCCUUCAUUGAUCCUCAGAGUGAAGGGAGAGCUGCUGAUGACCGCUCAGGUUCUCACAGCGAUUGGCUGACUUUGAACAUCGGCGGGCGGCUCUUCACAACCACACGGAGUACACUUGUGAGCAAGGAGCCUGACAGCAUGCUCGCCCACAUGUUUCGAGGGAAGGACGUGUGGGGUAACAAGCGAGAUGAGCAAGGCGCUUACCUCAUCGACCGCAGUCCUGAGUACUUCGAGCCCAUCCUGAACUACCUGCGACACGGCCAGCUUAUUGUCAAUGAAGGAAUUAACUUGCUAGGUGUACUGGAAGAAGCUCGUUUCUUUGGAAUCGAGCAACUCGCCGAGCAGAUAGAAGUUGCCAUUAAGAACUCCCAUCCCCCAGAGGACCACUCUCCCAUCUCCCGGAAAGAGUUUGUACGGUUUCUGCUCGCCACGCCGACCAAGUCAGAGCUGCGCUGUCAGGGGCUGAAUUUCAGCGGGGCAGACCUGUCUCGGCUGGACCUGCGCUACAUCAAUUUCAAGAUGGCCAACUUGAGCCGCUGUAACCUCACCUGCGCCAACCUGUGCUGCUCGAACCUGGAGAGGGCCGACCUCUCUGGGGCCAACCUGGAUGGUGCAAACCUGCAGGGCGUGAAGAUGCUGUGUUCGAAUGCCGAGGGCGCCUCACUGAGAGGCUGUAACUUCGAAGACCCAUCAGGACUCAAAGCCAACCUGGAGGGUGCCAAUCUGAAGGGUGUGGAUAUGGAAGGCAGUCAGAUGACGGGGAUAAACCUGCGUGUAGCAACGCUGAAGAAUGCCAAGCUGAAGAACUGUAACCUGCGAGGAGCAACUCUAGCAGGCACUGAUCUAGAGAACUGUGAUUUAUCCGGCUGUGACCUCCAAGAAGCCAACCUCCGUGGCUCAAACGUGAAGGGAGCCAUCUUCGAGGAGAUGUUGACUCCGCUGCACAUGUCCCAAAGCGUGAGAUAACAACCAAUCGUGCCGCUCCUACCCAAGCAGCCUAUCGAAGCUGUUUGCUUACGAAUGUUAAACGUCCCCCCCCAUCGGACCCGUAUGCAGUAUCGUCAUUCCAUGUUUUCACCCCACAGCUUUACUCUCUUGCACUAGUGCACAUGCAGGGUGUUUUUUAAUUAGCACAGGUCUCUUGUAGGAUUAUCAGUACACGUACAUAAUUGUCCAUCUUGACCUAUGUGUUCUACCAAACCGAGUUUAUGUAUGUAUGUUUAUUUAUAUUUAUGUCGGAUUUAAUCCACAGAAAGCGUCAGCUUCCUGUAUCAGUGCUAAUGCUCUGGAGGUUUAAAUUAUAUCUGGGGAUAUGGAUCCCAGCUGAAUGAAGUUUAGUGAAUGUAUAUCGGCUGUAGAAGUCACAAAGGUGAACGCAAGCAAAAGUGUGUUCUAUUUGAGUUUAAAAAAGGCCUGGGGAAAACCCUUUCCAUGGCGAAAUUUGACUUUCUUAAAAGUAGCCUGCCUUUCGAUUUCAUCAAAUUGGUGAAAUUUGGUUCCCUCUGAAAUUUGCUCAUUGUGAUAUGUUUGUUUGUAAUAUCUAAAAAAAAAAAAUUAAUUUGAAGGGAUUCCCGAGCAGAUAACGUGCAUGAAAUCGCUCGCUUCGCGCAGUCAAGCAGACCGAGGAAGUCCGUGUGCACAUGCGCAGGUUCACCUUUGACCGUGCACUUUGACCGUUCGUUUAGCAUUGUUUUAUCGCUAAACGAGCAGCUGAUCACACCGAGGUGCUCGCUGACGUUUUAUUAGUUUGGUCCUGCAUUUCCUUUCCUUCACAACAUAACGUCUUUUCGUCUCGCUUUCCAUUACCGUAGUAGGUCUUUCACGUUUCAUUUGCAUCCUCCAUUUUUCUCUCUCUCCUGUUUCAAAUUUGUAUCCCACAAUGCCUUGCGCGGACAGGGAAAGCCCACCACGUGACGCAUGACGUAGAAUUGCGUCAUGGUGAAGCAGGAAAAAAUAGCGGUGAAUUUAGGGCCAUGUGGCUCUAAACUCCAUUAAUUGUUCUGUUUUGAAAAAAAACUAAUAAUAAUUUGGAAGCCUCCGAUUCGAAUUCAGUAGCUUUCAGUCCACUAAACAAAAAUAAUUGGGUAUUGAGAGAUUCUUCUUAUGACCUAAAUCUGAAAGGCAGUCUACCUUUAAGUCUCAGCAACAUCUGGAGGUUUUUCCAGGCCGAAGCACAAAUAUGAAGACGUUUCAGCUUUGGUAAUGACUGGACUUGCUCGAGUUCGACUCUGAAAUCUGAAGAAGGAGCCGUUUUUAAAGCUCUUCUGCUUUCGCUUUAGUAUUUCCGUACCAUAUCGUAACAUCUAUAGCAUGUAUGCAUGCUUAAAACGGCAAAUUACUACCCGUAUACCAUGUGUAACAGGUGAAAGGGUUAUGAAAGGAUUCUGAAGUUGGGUAUAAAAGUACAUAUGCAAUGUAAAUGUAUGUUUAUUUGUGCUCUGUGUGUGCUGUUCAAACGGAAACAGGAUUUUUUUUUCCCUUUUGUUUACCAGUUAUUAUUUCAGAUCUACCUCCCAGACAAAACUGACUUUUUUGCUCGUCAAUCCUGUGGAUUUCUUUCAAAUGCUCAUGAGAAGGCGAGAGAGAAAUUGUUGAAAGAAGGAAAGAAAGAUGGUUUACCAAAAUGCAGUCGUGCCUAAAAAAAAAAAAGUGGUUGGUUGUGGUGCAAUGCAACCAGUAGCAAGCUUCUACUGGUUUGAAUUCAUUCAUUGUUGUAUUCUGUGACUCUAUCUUGAAACAUCUCCGGAUUGAGUUUUUUUUUUUUUUUUUUAAAUAAUUUUUGACACCAAAAAGGGUUAAAAGGGUGCUUUAGUUCAUCCAGUGCUUCCUUAUGUAUUAGUGCGUGUAUACAGUAUAUACAGUACAAGCUGUCAUUCCUUACUUAGCACUUUUUUUUUGUGUGUGUGUAUCGCUUAUUUGUUGUAGUACAACAUAACAGCCUUCAUGUCACGUGUCACCCGGAUCAUUAAUAUCAACCCAAGUUAUUGCUGCAUGGUCAAAUACUUGACCGAUUCAGCCAAAUAAUUUCUGACAUGAGCUUAAAGCUAAUGAUAUUUCUUUUCAAUGUAAUAUUAGGUACUCAUUAAAUGAAGGCAAUCAGAAGCAAACUUUGGCACUUUUUGAGUGCAAUUCUCUGAUGAUCACACCCUCACCGAAAGGGCACAGGCUAUUUAUUUAUGUAAGGUGCAAGAGAAGAGGAGUCUUCUCUUGCCUCGCUGUUACGGAAAUGUGUUUACUAUAAACGGACUGUUAUAAACAAA